This is a messenger RNA of Brassica napus (rape), 1589 nucleotides long. Its product is annotated as receptor-like cytoplasmic kinase 1. Gene Ontology annotation, molecular function: ATP binding; protein kinase activity. The coding region runs from base 297 to 1382 and encodes 361 amino acids. The record is from RefSeq and is a predicted model, not a curated record. Gene Ontology annotation, biological process: protein phosphorylation. NCBI's taxonomy places the organism in Eukaryota, Viridiplantae, Streptophyta, Magnoliopsida, Brassicales, Brassicaceae. The transcript has 8 exons.
CUAUUUUAAGGUUAUUUUGGGGAUUUUAGGUGUGGUCUUUUUAAAUUAAUUUAAUAGAGUCAAAGGGUAAUUUGGGUAUUCGAUUAAAUCUUUAACUAAUGAGAGAGAUGAGAGAGAGGUUUAAAAAGUGAUCAUCUUCUCUCUAAAAAAGAGACGUCGAAGCAUUAUCAAAGCUUAAACACUAAGCAGAGAUAUAAUUUCAAAACUCUCUCUCUACUUUCCCAACUUCCUCUUUCUCGUCGCUAAACCCAAACAGUUUAGUUAACUGGUCGUGUAAUAGAAGAGUUGCUGUAAUCAUGAGCUGCUUUGGUUGGUGUGGGAAUGAUGAUGGUUUCCGUAAUGGUGAUGAUACUCGACCAAUGCCAAGCCACAUCCCUGCAGGUGACAGUGGAAGCCACUAUCUAAGAUCUGAUCCACCCAUGAAUCAGCCCGUUGUUCAGAUGGAGCCUAUUGCUGUACCAGCCAUCCCAGCUGAUGAACUGAGUGAUGUAACCGAUAACUAUGGUUCCAAGGCCUUGGUGGGUGAGGGCUCUUAUGGAAGGGUGUUUCACGGUGUUCUUAAAAGCGGUAUCACAUCUGCCAUCAAGAAACUUGAUUCUAGCAAGCAGCCUGACCAAGAAUUUCUUUCCCAGAUAUCAAUGGUUUCGAGAUUGCGACACGAAAAUGUUAUUGCGCUUGUGGGUUAUUGUGUUGAUGGACCUCUCCGUGUUCUUGCUUAUGAGUAUGCUCCUAACGGAUCUCUUCAUGAUGUUCUUCAUGGCCGAAAAGGCGUGAAAGGAGCGCUGCGAGGUCCUGUUAUGACGUGGCAUCAGAGAGUCAAGAUCGCUGUUGGUGCAGCCAGAGGGCUUGAGUACUUGCACGAGAAGGUCAACCCUCAGGUUAUCCACCGAGACAUCAAAUCCAGCAACGUGCUUCUCUUUGAUGACGAUGUUGCCAAGAUUGGUGACUUCGAUCUCUCUAAUCAAGCGCCUGACAUGGCUGCUCGACUUCACUCUACUCGUGUACUAGGAACCUUUGGCUAUCACGCUCCUGAGUAUGCAAUGACGGGAACAUUGAGCACAAAGAGCGACGUCUACAGUUUUGGCGUUGUUCUGCUAGAGCUCCUUACUGGUCGUAAACCAGUCGACCAUACCUUACCUCGUGGACAACAAAGUCUAGUGACUUGGGCAACCCCUAAACUGAGCGAAGACAAGGUGAAGCUAUGUGUUGAUGCAAGACUACUUGGAGAGUACCCCUCUAAAGCUGUUGCCAAGCUAGCUGCGGUGGCUGCACUGUGCGUGCAAUAUGAGGCAAAUUUUAGACCAAACAUGAGCAUUGUGGUGAAGGCACUUCAACCUCUUCUGAACCCUCCUCGUUCUACUCCACAUAGGAACCCUUAUUGAUCAUCAGAUAUCCAAACCACAUCUCAGCUGCUGCUUUAUAAUGAUUAAUCAACUGUGUAUUUGUUUUUGCAUUCAAGCCCCACUUUUGAAUAGCAGUGUAUGUAUUUCUCUAUAUUAUCUGUUUUCUGUUAUGUAAUUUGAGGUGGAGAGAAAAUACCAAAUUAUAUUUUGUUUAUUGUUAACCUAAUAAUGAUUUCAGAAACCUCA